Balearica regulorum gibbericeps (East African grey crowned-crane) is the source of this 1002-nucleotide messenger RNA. It is a transcript of the gene HESX1, whose product is annotated as HESX homeobox 1. The record is from RefSeq and is a predicted model, not a curated record. Gene Ontology annotation, cellular component: nucleus. Gene Ontology annotation, biological process: regulation of transcription by RNA polymerase II; forebrain development; pituitary gland development. Lineage: Eukaryota; Metazoa; Chordata; Aves; Gruiformes; Gruidae. Gene Ontology annotation, molecular function: RNA polymerase II cis-regulatory region sequence-specific DNA binding; DNA-binding transcription repressor activity, RNA polymerase II-specific.
CAGGGAGAAGAGCAGCCAACAGGUCUUCAGAGGAUUCCAGAUGCAUCCUAAUGGAGAGAACAUUUUGCCUCUGGAAGGUAAAAGUAGCUGUCUGCAUAAGCUAUAAGGACGACUUGUGGAGAAAUGCAAGUACAGUAUACGUGCUAUGCUGGCUGAAGGUGAAAGCAUGGCAAGUACAUCGCUAUGUGCUGCUAAUACAUCAGCAUCUCAGAAUCUUCGGAAAGUGUCUGGGUUUGUAGAAAAUAAAACCACACAGUGCUCGUUUUCCAUUGAAAGUAUUUUGGGACUGGAGCAGAAAAAAGAUGGCAUUCCAGCUGUGAAACCUCACAGACCGUGGAUGGAUGCAUGCACCAACUUGGUUUUAGGUGAUGACAGUAAUCCUCAUCUCCAAAUCCCUGUUGUUUGCUAUGAAAAUCCAUUAUUUCAUGCUAACAGUACUCCAGUGCAAGAGGAAAAAGUUUUGAAAUGUGAAAAAUAUUUCUCAGUUACUGAAAGGCUAUCUUUCAAACGAGAAUUGAGCUGGUACAGGGGUAGAAGACCAAGAACUGCAUUCACUAGAAACCAGAUUGAAGUCUUGGAAAAUGUUUUUAAAAUGAACUCCUACCCUGGCAUUGAUAUUAGAGAAGAGCUAGCUCGCAAAUUAGAUUUAGAUGAAGACAGGAUCCAGAUCUGGUUCCAGAACCGUCGUGCAAAACUGAGAAGAUCACACCGAGAAUCUCAGUUUCUAAUGGUGAAAAAUACUUUAACCUCCAGCCUGCUAGAGUAGAAAGAAGGAUGGUUUACUGUUAUGGUACUACAAUAGAACAUGAAGAAUUACUGGAAUUUUCAUAAGUUGUAUUAAGUAAUGAUGAUAUAUUAAUUUGAUAUAUUAAUUAUGAUUUUAUCCCCAGAUUUGAAAGUUUAUCAUAAUUUUCAUUCAAAUAAACUGUAAAUACUUGAAGUAUUAUUAUAAUCUACUUUUUGUGGGAAAAGUUAACUUUUCCUAUAUAUUUUAAUAAGUAU